AUGGCCUCGGAAAAGACAUGGAUGGAUCCUAGGGAUGAGGAUCUAAGAGCUGAAGGAAGGUAUGAUUUAGAGACUUCUAGUGAAGAGGAUAUUGAUACCUCUACGAUGCUGCGGGGUAUAGCCCGACAGCAAAUAAAAGAGAUAUUGGAAGUACAUGGCUGCACGGAUGAGCAGAAGGUCCACUAUGCUGCAUUUAAAAUGGCAGGUGAUGCGAAACACUGGUGGCUUUCUGUGAAACUUCUAAAGGAACAGAGGUUGGUCAAGAUAGCUCUAACAUGGGAUCGAUUCAAGGAGUUAUUCUUUGACAGGUAUUUCCCAUUAUCUAUCAGAGAGGAGAAGAUUGAAGAAUUCACUAAUUUGACACAAGGGAAUAUGACUGUGGGGGAAUAUGCGGCUAAGUUUGUUGAAUUGUCGCGUUUUGCUUCGUUCCUGAUCUUGAAUAAGGUGAGGAAGACCAAAAAGUUUGAAAAAGGCUUAAGAGAAAGACUUUAUGAGCUUGUAGUGGGGUUCCAAGUUCAAAAAUUUUCAGACCUGGUAGACAAGGCUUUGAUGCUUAAAAUAGCAUCCAAGGCGGCACAGAGCCGAUAG
This is a messenger RNA of Malania oleifera, 588 nucleotides long. RefSeq lists its product as uncharacterized. Lineage: Eukaryota; Viridiplantae; Streptophyta; Magnoliopsida; Santalales; Ximeniaceae. The record is from RefSeq and is a predicted model, not a curated record. The transcript has 3 exons. The coding region runs from base 1 to 588 and encodes 195 amino acids.